AUGUCUGCUACGACAGACGAUGCCAAAGUGGCUCAAAGCAGCUCAUCCCUUCCAAUGAAGACGGAAAGCAUCUGGCUCAGACUGUAUCAUGACCCUUGGUUUCAAAUCGUCCUCAUCUCUUUCAUCUCAUUCUGCAACCCGGGUAUGUACAAUGCCCUAACCGGAAUGGGCGGCUCAGGCCAAGUCAAUAGUACCGUUGCAGCGAAUUCAAACGUCGCAACCCACGCUUGCACCGCGGGCGCUGCUCUGAUCUUCGUUGGCGCCUUCUACAAAUAUCUCGGUCCAAGAUGGUCUCUAUUACUCGGCGGAUGGACUUACGCCUUAUAUGCAGGCUCAUUAUUGAAUUUCAACCGAACGGCAAACGGGCCAUUUGUCAUUGCUGCCGGAGCAGUUUUGGGUCUUGGUGCUGCGUUCUUCUGGGUUGCGCAGGGCACCAUCAUGGUGACUUAUACCAAUGACAGCACUAGAGGUAGAGCUAUUGCUCUGUUCUGGGUAAUCUUCAACUUGGGCGGUGCGAUUGGGUCGCUCGCUAGUUUCGGACUCAAUUACAACUCCAAGUCGGGUACUGUGACUGACUCAACGUAUAUUGCCUAUAUUGUUGUCAUGUUGUUUGGCUGGGGUUUAUCUCUGUUUGUGUCACCGGCCGAAUCAUUAUCUCGCAAGUACAGCGGCACUCGCAUCCCCGAAGAAUCCAGGCGCCUCAAGUGGGUGAAUUUGAAGGCUACAGUUGUGCAGACUCUCAAGAUCGUUUUCGAUUGGAAGAUUAUGUGUCUCUAUCCUAUGUUUUUCAACGCCAAUGUUUUUUACUCCUAUCAGCAGAAUGAUGUCAACGGCAUGACCUUCAACCUGCGCACACGCUCCUUGAAUAGCGCACUGUACUGGAUUGCACAAAUGUUUGGUGGGCUCUUGAUGGGCUAUAUCCUGGAUAUUAAGCGCAUCAACCGCCGUACCAGAGCUCAAAUUGGCUGGGCAAUCCUUUUCGUUACUGGUAUGGUCAUCUGGGGAGGAGGGUACAAAUUCCAAAUUUGGGCCGAUAAUCGCCAGCUCCGUCAACAUCUGAAGCAGGAUAUCGACUUCAAGGAGAGAAGCAUAUUUUUAGGCCCUAUGUUCUUGUACUUCUUUUAUGGUGUUUACGACGCAUUUUGGCAGGGUUAUUGCUACUGGAUAAUUGGCGCACAGUCGCAUGAUCCGGUUGUCAAUGCAGUUAUUGUUGGGACUUAUUCGGCUUUGAAGCCUGCUGGAGGAGCUAUGGCUUGGAGAGUGAACGCCAAUGGUGUUAGUGCUAUGGUACAGUUUGCGAUGAACUGGGGACUGUCUAUUGGUAGUUUGGUGGUGGCUGUCCCAACUAUCGUCUCCUUGAGUAAGUCUAGUUAUAGCCCAGAAGAGCUUCAGCAGGACACGAAGAAAGUGGAUGAGAUUCAAGUUUAG
Talaromyces amestolkiae is the source of this 1428-nucleotide messenger RNA. RefSeq lists its product as uncharacterized. The transcript has a single exon. The record is from RefSeq and is a predicted model, not a curated record. NCBI's taxonomy places the organism in Eukaryota, Fungi, Ascomycota, Eurotiomycetes, Eurotiales, Trichocomaceae. Bases 1 to 1428 code for a protein of 475 amino acids. Gene Ontology annotation, molecular function: transmembrane transporter activity. Gene Ontology annotation, biological process: transmembrane transport.